GUUACUGCUGUUGUGUGUUCCAAGUAUAACCUGCGUAACACUACUACAACUGAACUCAGAACAUUUCAUUAUUACAUUUUUAUGUUUUUAUAUUUUAUAGUUAAAAAAAGCAUUUUUUUAGUUAUUUUUGUUUGCGUUCGAGUUAAGUGUGUUUAUUACUGUUAUUUUAUCAUGAAAAAUACUAGCAUUCGUUAACUCCUCAUCAAGUUUUAAUAUUUUACAAAAUGCCAAAGAUACAAUCAUCAUCAUCUGAUAGUUCUUCAGAUGAUGAUUGUGAUAUCUAUACAAAUGCAGCAUCCAAAUUAAAUGCUUUAAAUAAUCAAAAGAAAAGCAAUAACAGGAAUAAAGUUCAAUUGAAUGAUGAAGUUAUUGAAAUAAAUAACUCAGAAAGAGUAGAACAAGUUAUACCACCAAUCAGUGAAGCUGAACCUAUUGUAAAUAAUGAUAGUUCUGUUGGCAAAGCAGAGUCAACUAUACAAGUUAAAGACAUUUAUAAUGAAAAUCCUGUAGUUUGUAUUAUUGAUGAUGAACUAGAUGAUGAAUGUGUUAUGGUAAAUCAUUUCACACCUCCAAGAACUACUCGCAGUUCAAAAAUAAAAAAAGCUCUAGUACCUAAAAUGGUAUCCAAUUCCAAAUCAUUUAAUGAUAGUAUAGAGUUGGAACUAAAUAAGUCUUACGAUUCUGUAUUUGAUUUGACUCAAGAAGAUGACAAUUAUGUCAUGAUUGGGUCUCCUGAGCUGAAAAGUCCUUGUAGGGAUAAUACUGAAGUUACAAUAAAAGUUAUGUGGAAAUCUGAUCAGUGUAUCCGUUUUGAACUGAAAAAGUACGAAACUUUUCAAAAAAUAUUCAAACACUUGGCCCAAGAAGAAGGUAUUCCAGAAAAUCAAGUAUUAAUCACAAAAAGAGAUAAAAAGAUACAUCCAUUUGACACACCUGUAUCAAUUAAUUGGUCAAUAUUAGAUAUUCUAGAGGGUGGUGUUGUAAGUGCUAAUCUUGUUAAGAAACACAAAGGUUUAGGUAAUUCUGAACAGAAUGAUGCUUUAGAAAGUGGUUGCAAGCUUAAAAUACAGAUAUCAGAUAAAAAAACUUUAAUGUUGACCUUAAAGCACCAUGAACCAUUUUCGAAAUUGAUGAGAGCUUGUUCGCAAGAACUGAAUGUACAAGAAUCAAAAAUUAAACUUUAUUUUGAUGGAGAGUUAAUUGAAAUGGAUGAUACUCCAGAAUCACUAGAUUUAGAAGAUGAGGGGUGUAUUGAUUGUAAAAUAUCAAAGUAAUUUAUUACAAUUACAAACUGUAACAUUUGUACAAAUUAUUUAAUGUACUUUUAGGGUUAUUUAGAAAAUUUCGUUGUUGAGAACAGUAGGUCUUUUUAUAUGGAAUAUCGGAAUUAUAUUUUCAGAUCUCAUAUAA
Molecule: messenger RNA, 1410 nt
Organism: Phymastichus coffea
Lineage: Eukaryota; Metazoa; Arthropoda; Insecta; Hymenoptera; Eulophidae
Gene: Rad60
Exons: 7
Coding region: 225-1274 (349 amino acids)
Biological process (GO): positive regulation of transcription by RNA polymerase II; cytokine production
Molecular function (GO): protein binding
Source: RefSeq, a predicted model, not a curated record